GGCCCCCCGCGCGGCUGAGAGCUCGUUUGGCUGCGGAAGCCGCAGGACAGAAGUGGACAAAGCAAGAUGGCAGGGAUCUUAGCCUGGUUCUGGAACGAGAGGUUCUGGCUGCCGCACAAUGUCACCUGGGCGGACCUGAAGAACACGGAGGAAGCCACCUUCCCGCAGGCUGAGGACCUCUAUCUCGCUUUCCCCGUGGCUUUCUGCCUCUUCAUGGUGCGGAUCAUCUUCGAGAGAUUUAUAGCCAAACCAUGUGCCAUAGCCCUCAACAUUCAGGCCAAUGGACCGCAGAUUGCCCAGCCAAAUGCCAUCCUGGAAAAGGUCUUCACAGCAAUCACAAAGCAUCCUGAUGAAAAGAGACUGGAAGGCCUCUCCAAGCAACUGGACUGGGACGUUCGAAGCAUUCAGCGCUGGUUUCGACAAAGACGCAACCAGGAGAAGCCAAGCACGCUGACCAGGUUCUGUGAGAGCAUGUGGAGAUUUUCAUUUUUCGUUUACGUGUUUACCUAUGGAGUCCGGAUCCUGAAAAAGACCCCCUGGUUCUGGAAUACAAGGCACUGCUGGUACAACUACCCCUAUCAGCCACUCACAACUGACCUUCACUACUAUUACAUCCUGCAGUUGUCGUUUUAUUGGUCUUUAAUAUUUUCCCAGUUCACCGAUAUCAAAAGAAAGGACUUUGGCCUUAUGUUCCUGCACCACAUUGUGGCUGUUGUCUUGCUCUCCUUUUCAUAUGUCAACAAUAUGAUCCGAGUGGGGACUCUGAUCCUUUGUGUUUAUGAUUCAGCUGAUGCUCUGAUGGAGACUGCCAAAAUGGCAAAUUAUGCCAAGUUUCAGAAGGCUUGUGACUUCCUGUUCGUUAUAUUUGCUGUGGUUUUUAUCACCACACGACUGGCUAUUUUUCCUUUCUGGUUGCUAAAUACCACAUUAUUUGAAAGUUGGGAGAUCAUUGGACCUUUCCCUUCCUGGUGGGUUUUUAACCUACUGUUAUUGAUAAUACAAGGACUGAGCUGUAUCUGGUCUUACUGGAUUGUAAAAAUAGCUUGCAGAGCUAUUUCAAAAGGCAAGACUGGGAAGUGGAACCCUUUACAUGUGUCUAAGGAUGAUCGAAGUGAUAUCGAAUCUAGCUCAGACGAGGAGGACUCAGAACCUCCAGGGAAGAGCCCCCACACUGCAACAACCACCAAUGGGACCAGUGGUACCAACGGGUAUCUCCUGAGCAGCCCUUGUUCCAUGGAUGAUUAAUCACUCAAAACUACAAGUCCCGAACAAAGGGAACCGUUUGUUCCUGGAAGUAUUUAAUAUGUUGUAAACGCAGUUCCUUUCAUGAUAUCUCAGAACCAGAAACAAAAAUUAGGAUUAUCAAAGCAUUUUGAAUAGUGUGCACUGCCAUAUGUCCUAUCUGUGAAUGAAGAAGAAUUACCAUUCUCUCUAUGUAGGCAUGCUGUAUGUAAUUGACACAAGGGAACAGCAUUUGCAUUUGUUCUGUCUUAGAAUAUUAUUUAUUUUUCAUAUUUGUUUGUAAAUCUAUGGACAAAAAGGAUUUCCUCGCUCCUCUGACUCUCUAAGUUAAUGACAGUGAAGGAGAUGCUCCAUCUGCUUCUUCUCCUUUCUAUUGCUGUAGUCCAAUAUGCUGUGAGCAUCAGCUUAAUUUGUCACUUAGAACUAGCAAAACCCAGUGCAAGAUUCUCAUACAGCUCUGAGCAGAUUUGCUUUCUUUGUGCUACAGUGCCCAUUUUAAAAUUGCCUCUACAGUCUCAGUGAUCGGUCUCCCUGUGUAAAGUUUAAACAGGAUGUACUAAGUUUUUAAAUUGUCAUUCUUCAUGGUCAAUUAGCAGCUCCAAUUAAAGAGACUGGUUGUUGGAGGACUUUUAAAAAAAAUUCUUUUGUAUUAAAUUGCUUUGAAAUAGGCUUCAUGUCUUGUGUACACGGCCAUGAUUUCUUCAAAGAGUGAUUGCUGGUUGGGCUGUGACCUUGUAGGUUAGAGAGCCUCUUUUCUCUGUGAUGAGAUCAGUACUUUGACUCUGAAGGAAGACAUUUGCUUAAGCUCAUUGCUCUGAAGAAACCACUCUUAGUAUUGAAAAUUUGUCUCAUGUUCUGGGAAAAAAUAGAGAUCAAUUGAUUUCAGCCAGGUUUUGCCACUACCCUUUUAACUAGUGUAAUCGUCUGUCAUAUCAUGGAAAAAAAAGAAGCUAGAUCUAUUUUGGGACAGAAAAGAGUUGGCAAAGAUCAACUCCAGUACAAAGCACUUUAUUGCAACUAGCUUUCAAGAAAAAGCCCUUUUAGUAUUUGAUCCUGAUGUUUUUGUUUUGCUAAGCAAAGUAAAGCCAGUGGGAGAGAGACUGUUCUGCCCUUUGCUUUUCUCCUUAAACAUAAUCCAGAAUGACUUUCCUGUUACUAGAAACUGACCAGCAUUGCACUCUAAGUCCUUUUGUUUGCUUCUUCGAAGACUUUGUUCAGUUUCCAGGAAUUUUUUUCCAAAUGGAGCUAUUUCCAGAAAAAUAACAAAAAAAUCUUUUGACAAUGGCAGUAUCAGGAAAAUUACUAAGAAUUCCGUGAGUCUUCUAUAUGGCAGUGUUGUUUAUGUGCAGAUAAGAAACAUGUACACUUGAGCCAAAGAUUGUAUCUCUUUUCUUCUAACUUUUAGCAGAAGGAACUAAGAAGGGAUUAUAAAGACAUAUUUCAUAAAUUCUAAAUAAAUAAAUAAAUAAUCUAAAACAGGAGUCCAAAACAGAACUAUAGCAACACAAAUGUAAGAAUCAGGGCAUAGUGAGGACAAAAGUCAAAUACUAGAGUACAUGUCCUAUUCAGAACUACUCACAUUCUAUUUGUUUGUUUGUUUGUUUUUAAGUAAAAUAAAGCUUUGCUGUUAAUAGCAAGUUAAUAGCUAAAAGAAUAUUUUUUCCAAAAAAUUUUCCCUAUGAUAUCAACUCUUUAUGAAAUACCUGGUAUGGUUCUUGGUAAUAAUUGAAGAAUUGGAAAUAUGUCUGCUUGUUUACUGAGAAACAAUGCAACUAAUUCUGAGAGCCUUAUUGUUUUCUUUCACAAAAUAGCAUACGUCUAAGAGUGUAAUUUGUGGGUGGUUGAGUACAUAAGACCAACCAUAAGAUACCAAAAGUUCUGUUUAGUCCAUUCAAAUAGCCACUGAAAUGCAGGUAUAUAAAAAGUAAUUUCGAGCAUAUUGUAACUGAAAAUUUUAAGAAGGAAAAAGUUUCUGCUCUUACCAACUAAAAUUUGGAACACACUUACCUUGUUUUUAGUGCUUUCUGUGGUUGAAAUGAUCUAGGAAACUACGAGUUCACAUUUGGAUCAUGUGACACUCUUUAGUGUAGAAGAAUAAUUUCAUGAUCACCUUGUAAAGUAACCACUGGGAGGGGUUGCAUAAAAGGAAGUAAAUUGAACCUGUCCUUAAUCAAGGCAAAUCUAAACAAUCUUCUGAUUUUCCUGAAGUCAUUUGGAAGGGGAGCUGGAAAUAUUCAGAGCCUCUCUGACUGAUGGUGUUAACACAGUCCUCUACAUAUCUAUAGAUUUUUAUUUCAUUUUACAUUUUAGGGUAAAGAGUUCUUUUUGGCUAAUCACAAUGAAAUUUUUAGGCUUCUUAGAGUUUACAAUAAUAUAUCUAUUUACUGUUCUCCCACGGUUACUUGAUAAGGCUCUGAGAAAAAUAUGUGAAGUAUCUUAUCUUCCACCUGUGCCAGACCAUAGCUUUGGGAGUAUAUUUUGUGAGUUUAGUUAUAGGUUAGUAAGAGUAUUGGUUGACACUCAUUAACUUAGCCUGUGUUGGUAUCUCCUUCAUCUUAGUCACAUCAAACCUCCCAGGGUAUGAGGGGUAUGUAGAAAAGACUCUAGGAAGAGUAAUAUUUUAUUCUCUAAUGUUAUAGCUUUUCUAGGUCUCUUAGUGGAGGAAAAAAUAGAAAAUCAAGUAGAAUUUGGCCUCAGGUCAAUAGGUAACAAUGUAUGAUUGGUGUAUGUAUAUGUGUAUUUCUCCAAAAAUGUGAUUAAAACCAAAACAUCACUGACUCAUCCAUGUUCUUCUCAUAAAAAUCAUCUAUCAUGUACACUAGAAACUUCCCUCCUUGGAUUGCAGUGUGGCCAUCCCCCCUGGGGGUGGUAUCUCACUUUUUGUCUGUCUUUCUCUUUCUCUAGUGAGCGCACACACCCUAUAGCAAAAACUUCUCCAAAAGAAAAAGAAAAAAGAAAGAAAACUUCCCUCCCCCUUUGUCAGCCCGUGCAACUGAGAGUGGUGGGAUCCUUUUAGCCUCUUGGCCACUAGUUAAAUAUGGUGGAGUCCAGAUCAUAAAGACCUAAGGUCAGCAUAUAAGCCAAAUACAGUUCACAUGUCCAAAUUUAUUCCUGUGAAUAUUGAGAGUAAGGGACAUAUCUGUAUUUUGGAUUACUCAAGCGUGUUAUAAGAAUGCAAAUGGUUGCUGUUUCACCCCACAUCCUACACCAGCUGAUCUGCCAAACAGAUGGUGUCCUGACGUACCAUCAGUAAUGUCACGGGCAUCUGAUAAAGAUAGAGAAGGCACAAAACAUAGGCAAUAGGCAAGAAAUGAGUGAUCAGAUUAACUACAGUCAACAUAGUGGAUGAAACUCAAAAUACCCAGUUCUAUUGCCAAACUAUUCAUGAUGAGGAUUUAAUAGAGUCUGAAUUUGAGCAAACUGAAUGCCUUCAUCUUGGUUAGAAAGGUUCUGAAUCUCCCACUUAAGCUUCAAACCUCACUGUGUAGGCUAAGUAAAAAAGUGAGAUUUCAUUUCAGCUUACCAAAGUCUUUGAUAAAGAGCUUUUUAGAGAUAAGUUUAUGGACACCUGUUAUUGUCUCCAAUCUGUUCAUUAUUUUGUAUCAAUACUUAUGUCUGUCUCUUUCUUGGAAAUGUUGAUACCAAAGUUGCCUGAAUAUUUGUGUAUUUUUUUUCUUAAUUUGAAACAUAAGACCUAUACAGAAUAAUUCCAAAGGUGUUAAAGGAUUCUGUUUAUCAGUGUGUGAGAUGAUGUGUUUAUAUCCAGAGAGACUUUGAGAAAUCCUUUGGAAGUUAAAGGCUAAAUGUUUACAUUCCAUGUGGUAUUUGAAGUCUUAAUAUGAGUCUAAUAUAUUCAUUAGCUUCUUCCCACAUGCCCCCCCCCCUUGUCUUUAGGUAAUUUCUACUUUGUAGAUAAAUAGCCUUGAAAUGUUCCUUGCAUCAAAAUAAUAAAAAAUGAAAUCAGAUCAAAGUUAGUCUGGGGAAAGUGAUCACGGAUUCACCUUUGAAGUAAUGUAUAUGGAAAGAGAAAAUGCCAUGAGGUCUGGUUAUGGUACUUGUCAUCUAGCACACUGACCACUGAAGAAAUAAUCAUUAACAGUUCAAAAUCAAAACUAGUUAAAGAAAAUACAUCCAGGUAAUUUUUAAGUGAAGAUAUGGUUGUUUCCCUGAGAUGGUUUAGCUUUUUCUGGGCCAAAUGAACUUGUACCCUUGUUGAAUUACCACACAGUAAUUAGGACUGGCUGACCAGCUGCAGUUUAGUUCUUGACAGUAAUAUGCUAGAAAAGGGCUCUGUGGUUUGCCCUCAUAUGCACAGUCCCCUCCCCUGCCAUAGAGGCAUGCUGUCAAUGCUAGGGAGACCAUCCACUUUGCUGUUGGAUCCCCUCUAAUAAAUACUCAGAGGUAGCAUACUUGCUGCUGGUUUUCAUGGAGAAAAUUGUAUUAGAGAACAUAAAACAUCAUAAGUAUUAGUAAUAAUAUUUGCAGACACCUAAAGGAAAGCGUGAGUCUUUUCCAGUUAUUUCUAACUUGAAUUCAACUGGAAGCCUUUGAAAAGAAUGCAUUACCAAAGAGCGACAAGCUAAGACCCCACCAGGUCAAAAAAAUAAAUUUUCUGCAGUCAGAUUGCACGUGGCAUCUCCGCAAAAUGAGGCCUUCCCGAGACUGCCCAGGAAGUGAUGGGAGGGAACUAUCCACCUAAAAAAAUGGCCUGUUUAUCUUACUCAUUUACAUUCCUUUCGGCCUCCUAGAACUCCUGAUAAUAGGAAGCUAAGAUGUUUCUCAUUUUUGGACUAUCCAUUUCCCAUUAGCCUUUGGAUCAGUUGUGGACCCACACUUCUUUCUUUGCCUAGUUUUGCUCCCCCCUGCCAUGUAUGUGCAUGUUUUUCUUAACACAGGUCCUGAAAGCUUGGCUUCCUGUAUGGUAUAUGUUAUAUGGUCUGGAAACCAGAGGAAAACAGCUGUUGCUAUGGUUUCUGUGUUCAGUGGAAAAUCAGAUAUCAUUGAGAAAAAAUUCUUUUUUUAUCUAUAGUAAUUUUUAAAAAUGACAUUGCAAAGCUAUACCUUAAAAAUUAAGGAUUUUUAAAGUCUAGCCACGAAUAAGAAAUUAACUCUGUAAGAGGAACAGAUACCUAAAGAUUCUGGCAACUUUAACAUAGGGCUUCAUUAAUGUGAACAUGCAACACAUCCUCCAAGUUCGACUUCCCAAAGUUUCAUAAAGCUCCUGAGCUCAUGAUUUUCAUCAACUCUUUGUCCACAUUGUCAUUUAUCUCCACGGUCAUUUGUCAUCCUGGAAGGGGGUGGUGGUUAGUAUUUGGACUUGAUUUAUUUUUUUCAACUUGCAGUGAGAAAUAGGAUAGGUGACAAAACCUUUAAGACAAUUCAGUGCUUAAGCAUCUCUGUCAGAAAUGGAAUGAUAUAGAAUUAUUAGAAUUAUUUUACAUAUUGUUAUUGUGUUUUGCUGAUUUUAUAUGACAAUACAAUUGUUCAUUCUUGAUCUCUGGAAGCAAUCAUAAUUAUGAGGGUCAUUUUGCUUUGGAAACACUUUCAUAAUAAAGCUAAGUAUUAAGA
Messenger RNA from Tupaia belangeri chinensis (Chinese tree shrew), 6810 nucleotides. It is a transcript of the gene CERS6, whose product is annotated as ceramide synthase 6. The transcript has 11 exons. The record is from RefSeq and is a predicted model, not a curated record. Bases 67 to 1245 code for a protein of 392 amino acids. Gene Ontology annotation, biological process: ceramide biosynthetic process. Gene Ontology annotation, cellular component: membrane. Gene Ontology annotation, molecular function: sphingosine N-acyltransferase activity; DNA binding. NCBI's taxonomy places the organism in Eukaryota, Metazoa, Chordata, Mammalia, Scandentia, Tupaiidae.